AUGUCAGUGAACACCCCUUCCAACUCAGUGCCCAGUAGUACCAGUCGUUUUCAAGUCCAUGUCAUAAACGAGGGCCAUGGCAGUGGUGCAGCCAUGAGUGACAGCACAGACCCCCCACAUUAUGAAGAGACCUCUUUUGGAGAUGAAGCCCAAAACAGACUGCGAAUCAGCUUUAGGCCUGGCAACCAGGAGUGCUAUGACAGCUUCCUCCAAAAUGGAGAUGCUGCGAAAACAGACACCACAUUUCAUGUCUACGAUUCUCACACAAACACGUACUAUCUGCAAACCUUUGGCCACAACACCAUGGAUGCUGUCCCCAAGAUUGAGUACUACCGCAACACAGGCAGUGUGAGCGGGCCCAAGGUCAACCGGCCCAGCCUGCUGGAGAUCCACGAGCAGCUGGCCAAGAAUGUGGCCGUGGCCCCUGGUUCAGCUGACAGGGUUGCUAAUGGUGAUGGGAUGCCCGGAGGAGAUGAACAAGCAGAAAAUAAGGAAGAAGAUACCUCCGGGGUCGUGAAGUUUGGAUGGGUGAAAGGCGUGCUGGUAAGAUGCAUGUUGAACAUCUGGGGAGUCAUGCUCUUCAUUCGCCUCUCUUGGAUUGUUGGAGAAGCCGGAAUUGGUCUGGGAGUCAUCAUCAUUGGCCUGAGCGUAGUAGUGACGACACUCACAGGUAUUUCUAUGUCUGCCAUUUGCACAAAUGGAGUGGUUCGAGGAGGUGGAGCCUACUACCUGAUUUCCCGGAGCUUAGGGCCUGAGUUCGGUGGGUCCAUAGGCUUGAUCUUUGCUUUCGCCAACGCAGUGGCUGUCGCCAUGUAUGUGGUGGGGUUUGCAGAGACUGUGGUAGAUCUCCUUAAGGAGAGUGAUUCAAUGAUGGUGGAUCCAACCAAUGACAUCCGUAUAAUUGGUUCCAUCACCGUGGUGAUUCUUCUAGGCAUCUCAGUAGCAGGGAUGGAGUGGGAAGCAAAGGCUCAAGUGAUUCUCCUGGUCAUUCUUCUCAUUGCCAUUGCAAACUUCUUCAUUGGAACGGUCAUUCCAUCCAACAAUGAGAAGAGAUCCAGAGGCUUCUUCAACUACCAAGCAUCCAUAUUUGCAGAAAACUUUGGGCCAAGCUUUACGAAGGGUGAAGGCUUCUUCUCCGUCUUUGCCAUCUUUUUCCCAGCUGCCACCGGGAUCCUUGCUGGUGCCAACAUCUCUGGAGACCUGGAGGAUCCCCAGGAUGCCAUCCCCAGAGGGACCAUGCUGGCCAUUUUCAUCACCACAGUUGCCUACAUAGGUGUCGCUAUUUGUGUAGCUGCAUGUGUGGUCAGAGAUGCCACUGGAAGCAUAAAUGACACCAUCAUUUCUGGGAUGAGCUGCAACGGGUCUGCAGCCUGUGGGCUGGGCUAUGACUUCUCAAGAUGUCAACAUGAACCAUGUCAGUAUGGGCUGAUGAACAAUUUUCAGGUCAUGAGCAUGGUGUCAGGGUUCGGCCCCCUCAUCACCGCGGGGAUCUUUUCGGCAACGCUCUCUUCAGCCCUGGCCUCCCUAGUCAGUGCGCCCAAAGUAUUCCAGGCUCUGUGCAAGGACAACAUCUUCAAAGGACUGCAGUUCUUCGCAAAGGGCUAUGGGAAAAACAACGAGCCCCUGAGAGGAUACUUUCUCACUUUUGUGAUAGCCAUGGCAUUCAUUCUCAUCGCGGAGCUGAAUGUCAUCGCACCCAUCAUCUCCAACUUCUUCCUGGCCUCAUAUGCACUUAUUAAUUUCUCCUGUUUCCAUGCCUCAUACGCCAAAUCUCCAGGAUGGAGGCCAGCGUAUGGGAUUUAUAACAUGUGGGUAUCUCUUUUUGGAGCUAUUUUGUGCUGUGCAGUCAUGUUUGUCAUCAACUGGUGGGCAGCUGUCAUCACCUAUGUCAUCGAGUUAUCCCUCUACAUCUAUGUGACUUAUAAGAAGCCAGAUGUGAACUGGGGCUCCUCCACUCAGGCUCUUUCCUAUGUGAGCGCUUUAGACAAUGCUCUGGAAUUAACUACGGUGGAAGACCAUGUGAAAAAUUUCAGACCCCAGUGCAUUGUCUUAACAGGAGGACCCAUGGCAAGACCUGCUCUCUUGGAUAUAACCCAUGCCUUCACGAAGAACAGUGGCCUGUGCAUCUGUUGUGAAGUCUUCGUGGGGCCUCGAAAGCUGUGUGUUAAGGAGAUGAACAGCGGCAUGGCUAAAAAGCAGGCCUGGCUUAUAAAGAACAAGAUCAAGGCGUUUUAUGCUGCAGUAGCAGCAGACUGCUUCAGAGAUGGCGUCCGGAGUCUCCUUCAGGCCUCAGGCUUGGGGAGAAUGAAGCCAAACACUCUAGUGAUUGGAUAUAAAAGAAACUGGAGGAAAGCUCCCUUGUCAGAGAUUGAGAACUACGUGGGGAUCAUACAUGAUGCCUUUGACUUUGAGAUUGGUGUGGUUAUCGUCAGAAUCAGCCAAGGGUUUGACAUCUCUCCAGUUCUCCAGGUACAAGAUGAGCUGGAGAAACUGGAACAAGAGAGAUUGGCUCUGGAGGCCACAAUUAAAGACAACGAGUGUGAGGAGGGAAAGGGAGGCAUCCGAGGCUUGUUUAAGAAAGCUGGCAAGCUCAACAUUUCCAAGGCAGCCCCUAAGAAAGAGGCAAACAUCAACACCAUCCAGUCGAUGCAUGUCGGGGAGUUCAACCAGAAACUGGUCGAAGCCAGUGCUCAGUUUAAAAAGAAACAAGGAAAAGGCACGAUUGAUGUUUGGUGGUUAUUUGAUGAUGGAGGGUUAACACUUCUUAUCCCAUAUAUCUUGACUCUCAGAAAAAAAUGGAAAGACUGUAAGUUAAGAAUCUAUGUUGGAGGAAAAAUCAACCGUAUUGAAGAGGAAAAAAUUUCAAUGGCUUCUCUUCUCAGCAAAUUUAGGAUAAAAUUUGCAGACAUCCAUAUAAUUGGAGACAUCAACAUUAAGCCAAACAAAGAGAGCUGGAAGGUCUUUGAAGAGAUGAUUGAACCUUAUCGUCUCCAUGAAAGCCACAAAGAUUUGACCACUGCUGAGAAAUUAAAAAGAGAAAGUCCAUGGAAAAUUACAGAUGCAGAACUGGAAGCCGUCAAGGAAAAGAGUUACCGCCAAGUUCGACUGAAUGAGCUCUUACAGGAACAUUCGAGAGCUGCCAAUCUCAUCGUGCUGAGCCUUCCAGUGGCAAGAAAAGGAUCUAUAUCGGAUAUGCUGUACAUGGCGUGGUUAGAAAUUCUGACCAGGAACCUCCCUCCUGUGUUACUGGUUAGAGGAAAUCACAAAAAUGUCCUGACAUUUUACUCUUAA
Molecule: messenger RNA, 3291 nt
Organism: Cricetulus griseus (Chinese hamster)
Lineage: Eukaryota; Metazoa; Chordata; Mammalia; Rodentia; Cricetidae
Source: RefSeq, a predicted model, not a curated record